Messenger RNA from Menidia menidia (Atlantic silverside), 3476 nucleotides. The record is from the annotation of a GenBank genome assembly. NCBI's taxonomy places the organism in Eukaryota, Metazoa, Chordata, Actinopteri, Atheriniformes, Atherinopsidae.
UGUUGCUCUUUUAAAAUAAGAGCAUUUAUUGAAGUUAUUUAACAAGUACACAUGUAUUCUGACGCUCCAAAAUCCAACUUUUGAUCAAUAAAAAACCUUUUAGUGGGGGGAAACGGGCAGCUGUCCGGGAGCAGGUGGAUUCGUUGUUCAACCGCAGACUUGCAGCACCAACUCUGCGCAGGCUUUAGGACCGCGGGAAGAGUUGAAAAAGAGGACAAGUCUGCGCACCUCUACAAGUCCAGGGCUCGUCUUGAAUUUGCCCAGCCUGCCUGUGACUCCUGUCCAAAGUCUGCAGCUCGGUUGGAUGUGACUACAGUCUUCCAAAUGCUCACCAUGUUGCUCUAUCUGCAGUUUGGACGACUCGUGCCAAGUUCCAAAACUUUGGAGAAAUGAAAUUCACUCCAAAGUUGAGUCAAAGCUGAAAGAAUGCGUAAGUUGGGUUGAUUUCUGAGCGCUGUGGCCUCUGCCUAACUUCAGCGAUGAGCCUGUGGCUCAGGGCUCCGGCUGGCCGGAGGAGGAUGCUCUGCCUCUGGCUGCUGCUGCUCGGUCUCGCCCUGUUCACGCUGACGCUUUCCGAGCUGCUCAACAGGAAUCGCGACCUCGCGCAGCUCCAGAAGCCGGCGCGUCCCCGUCGGCCCCUCCAGCGGAUUCCCGGCCCGCCGGAGCUGGAAGUCAUCGUGGACUCCCGAGACCCCGCGCUGGAGAUCGGAGCGGAUCUGGCUCCGCUGAAGUCUCUCCAAGAAGACGAGCUGCUAUUCGUCCCGUCCCUCCUGAGCACCAAGAGCCUGCCGCAGAGGAAACGCGCGUACAAGAUGCUCCUGCCCGGAGCACCGAAGGACGCAGGCGCAGCCAGGACGCAGACGCUCGGUGAAAUGGGCAAAGCUGUGCGUCUGCCCCCGGACGGUUUGCAGACGGACCUGGAGCAGACAUCGGUGCAGAAAUACGGCUUCAACGAAGUGGUCAGCGAGAGAAUUUCGGUGCAUCGCAAACUGCCAGACGGGCGCCAUCCCGAGUGCCUGCGCGAGCGGUACAGCGACUCUCUGCCCACCGUCAGCGUGGUUGUUUGUUUCCACGACGAGGCAUGGUCCACGCUCCUGCGCACCGUGCACAGCGUGCUGGACACGGCCCCCAAGCGGUAUCUGCAGGAGGUCCUGCUGGUGGACGACCUCAGCCAGUUUGGUGAGAUGCAUCCAUCCAUCCAUCCAUCCAUCCAUCCAUCCAUCCAUCCAUCCAUCCAUCCAUCCAUCCAUCCAUCCAUCCAUCCAUCCAUCCAUCCAUCCAUCCAUCCAUCCAUCCAUCACGUGUCUUAUGUGUCUCACCUGGACGGGGUUCGUCUCAUUCGCAGCACCAGGCGCUUGGGAGUGGGAGGGUGUCGCACCCUGGGUUCUGCCAGGGCAACAGGGGAGGUGCUGGUAUUCAUGGACUCCCACUGUGAAUGCCAGAAUGGAUGGCUGGAACCUCUACUGGACAGAAUCGUCCAGGACAGGACCAGAGUGGUGUCUCCGGUGAUGGACGUGAUAGACUGGCAGACCUUCCAGUAUAACGCCACCCAGUGGCCAGUCCGGGGAGUGUUUGACUGGAGACUUGACUUCCACUGGGAGGCGAACCCUCAAUUGGAAGAGAAGGACCCGGAUACGGCUGUUCGACCUGUGCUGAGCCCCGCUUUAGGAGGAGGAGUUGUGGCCAUUGACCGACACUUCUUCCAGAGUGUGGGAGCCUAUGACCCCGGAAUGCUGCUGUGGGGGGCGGAACACGUUGAGCUGUCCAUCAGGGUGUGGUCGUGCGGGGGCUCCAUGGAGGUGGUGCCUUGCUCCCGGGUGGCUCACAUCGCUCGCCGCCACCUACCGUACGUCUUCCCGGACCAGGAUCUGCUCCAGAGGAACAAGAUCCGUGUGGCCGACAUCUGGAUGGACGCGUACCGGAAGAUCUUCUACAGGAGGGACACGCUUGCUCAUUUCAUCAGACAAUCCGAGAGCCCCAACAUCACGGAGCGUCUGCGGCUGAAGAGAUCUCUGGGUUGUCGGAACUUCCACUGGUUCCUGUCCACGGUGUACCCACAACUCUACGUGCCCCAGGACAGACCCACACUUUCAGGCGAGCUGUGCGGAUUAUCGCGGAGGGCCGGAGGGGCAGGGCGGAGCCGUGAGCCUGGCACCGUGCACGGGGACCGGCAGCCAGGUAACCAUGACGACGCGCUCACCCGCGAUGAAGGUUGUCGGGUCCUGCGGAGCGGCAACGAGGGUCUGCUCCUGUUGCAGCACUGCGACCUGAACUCUGAGGGUGAGGUGCGAUGGGGGCCCUCGGGGGCCCUGUGCUUUGACACCAGAAGAGACAGGGUGGUGCUCUCCCUCUGCCCCCCCCGCCGACCACCCGACGUCAGACUCCAGUGGAAGUUCAUAAAGGCAAGGCAGAUCAUUAAACGUCUGAGCGGCCAGCUGGUUCACCAGCAUUCCCAGUUAUGCGUGGAGGCCGUGAGAGAAGGGGGUCCGGGAGAAAACUCCAGCAGCUCCGGGGCCGCUGGUCUGUACCUGCGCCAGUGUUCACACCAGCCCAGACAACAGUGGCACUUCGAGCAACUAGUAGCCCCCAAAGGCGCCUGAAGCAGCACACCUCACAUCCGUAUCGAACGCAGAACUAUUCAGAACUACACAUAAUUUCUUUGUAAAGGACGAUAAAAGAUUGGCGCAGCUAUAUUUUUUAUGUUCAAACAUUAAUAGAAAGACUUGAACUAAGGAGAAACCCAGGUUUUUCAGUUCUACAAAGUGUGAAAUUGUCUUAUUUUCAACUUUGUUGUUCAGCAUUCUUAUUGACAGUUCUUUGGGUUUUUUGAAGGAUAAUUCAAAGCUCUUCUUUGGGUGUUGGUUGCGUUUUGUUUCAUUUUGUCAGGACGAUAGCACACUACUGCUGUAAUGUGGUUCAAAUUCCGGGGAGGAUUCAUUAAUAACAGUUACAAUUAAUUUUAGUUUCUGUGUCCUUUGGCAUGACUGAUCUUUUUCUACCAGCGUUCUGGCUUCAGGAGUGACCUCUGUGAGUACAGUGAACAGUAAAUGAGUCAACUGGAUCAGGUGCAUAUCUUGUUUGAGGACCUUUUUCUGAUUUUUCAAAACCCUUCAGAGAACCUGGAAAACCACUGCCUGAGACCAAUUUACAAGACUACAAGAAAGCCUGGAAGUCCUGGAAGCAACAUAUAUAAAAUGAAAGAUGACUCAAGUCUUGCACAGUAGUGUAAACUCUGCUUUUUCUAGAGGCAUGCAAUCUGGCCUCACCAGUAUGAAAUAACAGAAGUUGUUUUUAUCCACUCUACAGCUUGUUUUUUGUUCCUGUUUUAAGGAUAAAAAAUGUAAUUAACUAUGCUUAUGAAUAAAGAAUGUAAUUAUCUAUCAGGAGUAUGACUGGAUAUAUUUUGUAGUAGAUGAUGAUAAUUUAGAAUGAACUGUAUUUAAACUAAAAUGAAAAUAAAUAUCGAAAAUAAUUAA